This is a messenger RNA of Pollicipes pollicipes, 1881 nucleotides long. RefSeq names its product D-amino-acid oxidase. The record is from RefSeq and is a predicted model, not a curated record. The transcript has 3 exons. Gene Ontology annotation, biological process: D-amino acid catabolic process. Gene Ontology annotation, molecular function: FAD binding; D-amino-acid oxidase activity. The coding region runs from base 130 to 1128 and encodes 332 amino acids. Gene Ontology annotation, cellular component: cytoplasm. NCBI's taxonomy places the organism in Eukaryota, Metazoa, Arthropoda, Thecostraca, Pollicipedomorpha, Pollicipedidae.
CACAGACCGUCGGGAACGCCAGGCCUGACUGACCGGUGCGAGGUGAGUGCUGUCCGUUGCAGCUUCUCCAGUGCCGUGACCGGACUGACUGUCCUGUGACCCGGAGCCCGGCUCCGCUGAAGGCCGGCCAUGGCGCCUUCGGUGGCGGUGAUCGGCGCCGGCGUGAACGGCGUGGGGGCGGCGCUGGCCGUCCAGGAGGCCGUGCCCGAGGUCAAGGUCACGAUCGUCACCGCCGAGCUGACGCCCGACACCACCGGCGACGGGUCGGCCGGCUUCUGGGGCCCGCGCUCCAUCGACGGAGACCCCGUGCAGAUCACCUCCUGGGGCCAGCGGACACACGACUUCCUGCACCAGCUGUGGCUGGAUGGCCAGUGUCCGGGCGUCGGCGUCCUGCCCGCCUACGACGUGGCGGAUCAGCUGGAAGUGCCCUACUACAGCGCCGUCCCCUUCGCCUACGAGGUGAUGAGUGAGCGCGCGCUGCGUGAGGCGGGCCACGCCGGCAAGCAGGGCCACCAGUACGUCACCCUGUACGCCGAGCCGACCAAGAUGCUACCUUUCCUGAUGGAGCGCUUCCUCGCGCGCGGCGGGCGCGUGCUUCGCGCGAAAGUCGAGCGGCUCGAUCAGCUGGCCGGCUAUGACGUCAUCGUCAACUGCAGCGGGCUGGGCGCGCGUGACCUCGUCGGCGACGACAAGGUCAUGCCGGUGCGCGGCCAGGUGGUCAAGGCGGCGGCGCCGGCCAUCAAGGCGGCCAAGUUUGACUUCCCGGCCACGUACGUGAUUCCCAACGAUGACGUCGUGGUGCUGGGCGGCACGGCGCAGCGCGGCGACUGGCGGCGCCAGGUGGACCCGGCCGACACGGAGCGCAUCCUGGCCGGCUGCCGGCGCUGGAUCCCGAGCCUGGGCGCGGCACUGACCCAGCGCGUCUGGGCCGGGCUGCGGCCGUACCGGCGUGGCGGCGUCAGGCUGGAGACGGAGCGGCGCGCCGUGGCCGGCCGCCUCGUGCCCGUGGUGCACAACUACGGCCACGGUGGCUCGGGCGUCACCCUCUUCUGGGGCUGCGCGCUGGAUGUGGCGGAGCUGGUCAGACGGGAGGUGGCGGGUGAGGCGCGGGCCAGCAGCAAGCUGUAGUCGCCCGGCGGUGACCGUGGGCUGAGCGCUCAGCAGGGAGGGACCGCUAAUACUGCUGCUGGCAUUCAGUACCGUAAACGGCCAGAGCCAACAGAGGUGGGAAAGAAGCGGGCCUCCCAAGCAAGUUUGAGGCUGUGUAUUAUUAAAAGGAAAGCAAUUUAUCUGUUUUGGCCCCAAUUAUCCAGGGGAAAGGGGCAGGUGGGACAUUUCCCUAAUCUCCAUGAAUGUGAGUGGGCUGGCGAGCAGUGACGCGACGACGCUGCAACGUGUCGCUGGUGUGUGCGGCGACGAAGGUGCGGCGACGUGUCGCCGCACCUUCGUGUCGCUGGUGCAAUACAAAGUGUAUUCGGUUCAGCCAUGAGUUUCGGCCCAAGUGAAGUCAAUUAAUAGAGCCGCGAAAUGCAUUUAGCUUAUUGCUAAGAACGUGGAUAUUUAACUUAUCGCGUCAUGAAUAUUCGGGGCCUUGUACUUGUAGGGGCAAAUAGCCAACUAAAUUUCGUCGAAAACGUUUGGCGUUUCCAAUCUGGGUAGACUUGUUACACCAAUAAGUAUAUUCACUGCCCACGCUAUUGAAGUGUGUCCCACACGGGCAGGCACUCGGGCGAUAGCAAGCCAUCUUUGAAGCGUUAGGAAGCGAGCGCGGACAUGGAUGACAGCGCCCCUGGCGGCGGACUUUGUCCCUAUCUUUGUGUGUGCCAAGUAUUCAUCUGUUUCUUUGAGUUAAAAACGACGUGGUAUACGCAAACAACCGCA